AUGGCAACAGCCUUGCAGGGCCUCCGACUGACGGCGAGAACGUGCUGUUGCACUCAGUCCUCACAAAAACAUGUCGUCCGAACAAUUGGUCGGCAGAGGGUCUUUUCCACAACUCCUAUACCUUGGGUUUCGAAGGAGGAAAGGCAGAAGCGCCAUGAAGAAAGACUUUCUAGAGCCAGCAAGAUUACCGGUUUAGACGUUAGGGCCAUGGAUAGGGAAAAUGAGGACAUGAAGCGGGAGUUGCAGCAGCUUCUUGACGAUGAGAUAGAUAUCGGUCCAUCGAUGCCAAUACCAGACUUACCAGUCUCGAGAAAGAAACUGAAGGAGACGUUUUUGAAUUUGGGAGAGCAGGAAGCGUUUGAAGACGGAGGUUUCAUGGAAGAUGAGGAAGACGAUAUAUCGACAUUGGCACACGGCGAGCUAGAGCAGCACAGGGAAUGGAGACAUUAUGCUAGAUUGGAAGCUUGGGAAAUGCCACUCUUAUCAAAGUUGGCCAAACCAUUCGAAUUGCCAACUAAGCGAAUGCCGCUUCGAUUUAGAUACACCACUUAUAUGGGCGAACAGCAUCCAGCGGAGAAGAAAGUUGUUCUAGAAUUCUCCCCAGCCGAUAUGCCUGACUUGACACCGGUACAAACUGACAAGCUGAGGAAGCUGCUGGGUCCCCGAUAUAACCCUGAAAAAGAUACCGUCAGGAUGAGUUGUGAGAUGUAUGAGACACAGGCACAGAACAAGCGCUAUCUCGGUGAUACCGUUGACGCUCUUUUGGCUGAAGCAAGGGACCCCACAGACACCUUUGAGGACGUACCGCUUGACACUAGACAUCACACUUUCAAGCCUAGACUUCGAUUUCCAAAGGAAUGGGCUAUGACUGAGGAGCGACGGCAGGAACUUGUCGCCCAACGGCAAGCCCAAAUCGAAAGGGAUGCGCAGUUGCAAGAGCUCGGUCAUCUAGUCAAUGGUGAGCAGAUAAUUCAGAAAGUGUUGGCCAGCAGAGCAGCAAUGGCUGCAGAGGAACCGGAGCCGGUACUCGUGGGCGGCAGAGGAGGGCGAGCUGCUGCGAAAGGUGCAGGCGGUAAGAAGAUUUCCGUGAGGAGGUAA
Glarea lozoyensis ATCC 20868 is the source of this 1098-nucleotide messenger RNA. RefSeq lists its product as uncharacterized. The record is from RefSeq and is a predicted model, not a curated record. Gene Ontology annotation, biological process: mitochondrial translation. The transcript has 3 exons. The coding region runs from base 1 to 1098 and encodes 365 amino acids. Lineage: Eukaryota; Fungi; Ascomycota; Leotiomycetes; Helotiales; Helotiaceae. Gene Ontology annotation, molecular function: structural constituent of ribosome. Gene Ontology annotation, cellular component: mitochondrial small ribosomal subunit.